AACUGUGACGCUGUUUCUGGAACCUCCUCAUAUGUCUAAGCAUCAUCUGGCAGGUUGAAAGUAUAUGAUUUCCAGUCGUCACCAAUAUAUGGACUUGUGUACCACGUGCUAUAACAUGUUCAGAAUGACAAGACUUCAAAACAUCUGUUCAGUUUCUAGCAAUAUGAUCAUUGAAUGAUCUUAUCCAAUAGAUAUCCCAUGAUCGCAAUAUUGAAAAACAGAUUUCUUAUGAACAAGAUGUCUUAAAUUGGAAAACACAACUCGCAGAACUAUUAUCAAUUUCCAAUAUCUAUCAAUCAGUGUUCUCUUCAUUUCAAAUCUAGUCAGGACCCAAUGGGUUCAAAGGACACAGAAGGUAAUGGGGGCCGCAAGCGUCACAUAGGACAACACCGAUUGGUGGAUGUCACUGCUCCAGAGUCGGAACUCUCGGCCCCACAUAUACCCCUCCACACGACAAUCCAGCAACCCGACUUGGAGGAUAUGGAUUGUGGCAAGAGUACAGAACAUAGUCUCAAGGGAGAUUACUCUAAUGUGGCAUUGUUAAUGUUAUUGUACAUACUUCAAGGGAUUCCGCUGGGCUUAGGUGGCAGUAUUCCUAUGUUACUACAGAGUCAGAAUGUAAGUUACAAGGAACAAGCGAUAUUCAGUUUUGUAUUCUGGCCAUUUAGUAUUAAACUACUAUGGGCGCCACUUGUCGAUUCCCUCUACUUCACAUGGUUCGGACGGCGGAAGACCUGGCUGGUUCCUAUACAGUAUUUGAUUGGCCUGUUUAUGUUCGUCCUUUCAAUCCACGUCGAUGAUCUGAUGGGGAAGAAUGGCAGUGUCGUCAACAUUUACACCCUUACAUUUGUUUUCUUCAUGCUGAAUUUUCUCGCAGCUACACAAGACAUCGCAGUGGAUGGCUGGGCACUCACUAUGCUGUCAAGACGUAACGUCGGCUGGGCUAGUACCUGUAACACUGUUGGCCAGACCGCCGGAUACUUCCUCGGGAAUGUCCUGUUCAUGGCAUUGGAGUCCCCUAGCUUCUGCAACACCUACCUCCGUUCUGUUCCGUCCGAUAGUGGUGUUAUUACUCUACCAAAUUUCCUGAAGAUGUGGGGUGUUGUGUUUAUUGUCACGACGACACUCGUCUGGGCUCUGAAGAGGGAAGCGGAGGAUCCAGAGGCUGAUUUAGAUCAGGGAGUCAUAGGGACAUACAAACAACUGUUUAAUGUCAUCAGACUUCCUUCCGUCAUCUCCUACGCUAUCAUCAUCCUCACAGCCAAGAUUGGUUUUUCUGCUGCGGACUCAGCGACAAGUCUGAAACUGAUUGAGGCUGGAAUGAAGAAGGAGACAUUGGCUUUGUUCGCUGUACCUAUGAUCCCAAUACAGAUUAUGUUGCCGCUCAUUAUCAGCAAGUUUACCACUGGGCCCAGUCCAAUGACAGUGUUCCUCAAGGCCAUGCCAGUACGACUGCUGUUUGGGUUGUGGUACGCUUUCAUCGUGUGGCUGGCUUACCGUGUUCAGGCAACACCAGGGGAGUUUCCCGUCUAUUUUUAUCUUUUAUUAUUAGGAAGUUAUGCUCUGCAUCAGGUAUCUCUGUAUAGUAUGUUUGUGGCCCAAAUGGCUUUCCAUGCCAAAAUCAGUGACCCUGCCAUUGGGGGCACAUAUAUGACGUUACUCAACACCUUGGCCAAUUUAGGGGGUAACUGGCCAGGAACCAUGGCCCUUUGGAUGAUAGAUGGUCUGACCUGGAAGGAAUGUCAGGGCGGCCCUGGUGACUGUGGGUCACCUGCAGAAAUUGAGACUUGUACUACAGAGGGAGGAAGCUGUGUGACCAAUAUAGAUGGCUAUUUCAUUGAAUCCAUUAUCUGCGUCGUGAUUGGCUUCUUAUGGCUAAUAUGGCGACAUCGGAAAUUACGUCAAUUGGACUCCCUCCCUCAGUCAGCAUGGAAGUGUUCUUGAUGUUUCAUUUAGAUAUUAUGUGUCUCUUCACUGCCUUCUGAACACGUAAACGUCACUGUCUGUGACUCUGGAACCAGAUAUUUCAUUUCUGUAACUGUGUUCAUAGGAUGUCUGUUCAAACAAUUCAUGUAUUAAAGCAUUUUCUGUAAAGUUACAUAUACUGUGAUGUUUUAAUAUUAGAUCUCAGAGGUUG
Mizuhopecten yessoensis (Yesso scallop) is the source of this 2137-nucleotide messenger RNA. RefSeq names its product acetyl-coenzyme A transporter 1-like. The record is from RefSeq and is a predicted model, not a curated record. Gene Ontology annotation, cellular component: membrane. The coding region runs from base 334 to 1944 and encodes 536 amino acids. Gene Ontology annotation, molecular function: acetyl-CoA transmembrane transporter activity. Lineage: Eukaryota; Metazoa; Mollusca; Bivalvia; Pectinida; Pectinidae. The transcript is spliced from 9 exons.